Molecule: messenger RNA, 1701 nt
Organism: Saccostrea echinata
Lineage: Eukaryota; Metazoa; Mollusca; Bivalvia; Ostreida; Ostreidae
Exons: 1
Coding region: 1-1701 (566 amino acids)
Molecular function (GO): zinc ion binding
Source: RefSeq, a predicted model, not a curated record
AUGGAUAAACUAGGAAUCAGUUCCCAGUAUAAAGCACGACAGUGUUCACAAUGUCAGGGGGACACAGAGUUCUACUGUAACAUGUGUAAACAUGACCUGUGUCUACAGUGUAAAGAGAGACAUGUUAUUGAUCUAGACACGAAACACCAUGAUGUUGUCAUCUAUCGUGAGAUAUGUGAAUCCAUCACAAAGCAAGAGAUCUGUGUGAGACAUCCAGACAAAAUUUAUGAAAUGUUCUGUAACUUAUGUAAACUUCCUGUUUGUUUCCGAUGUAAAGAACAUAAACAACACUUAUUACAUGGAUUGAGAACAGCCUAUAAAACAAACCGACUACAACAGAAAGGAAACAUUUGCCACAUCAGAAGUGAAACUCUUUAUAACAGCUGCUUUCUCCUGCCAGUAAUCAAAACUGACAUAGAAACUUGUCUCACAGAAAUCUCCAAACGACAAUCAGAGUUGUUUAUAAAAGCUAAUAGAUUAAAGAACUUGAUUGACACUGUGAUGUGCGAUGUUAAAAUCAGAUAUACAAGAUAUAUGAUGCAAAGAAUACAACAACAGAAGAGGAAAAUGAACAUAUAUCUUGUCAGCAUAGAGAACUAUGAACACAGAACUGAAUUCUCAGCAAACACACCGGUAAAAUUCCUUUUUUUCAUCAAAAGACCCCGUGUAACCAAGAUAAAGGAAACUCCUAGUCUUUCACAAAACCUCCUGCUUUCCCUGACCGAGGAACUAAACAAACAGGAAGUUAUCAAUUUACUAAGUGAUAUUCAAAUCAUAGAGGCAGGAAAAAGACAAGUAAGAAACGAAUACCUGCUGAAACUGAUGAAAACAGUCGUGAUUUACAGAUCCGUUAAAGUGACCGGUGUACGUCAGGUAAGACACAUUUCCAGUGUCACAUCUGGUAAGUUUUGGAUCAAUGAUGGUGACAAUCUCAUCUUGACAAAUAUAGAAGGUAAAUUACCUUUAAGUGAUGACAAUGCCGUUUUAAUAAACAGAAAAAAUUAUGUUCUGCAUCAGCUGACAGAUAUAGUUAGUGGAUGGGGAGUACACACAGUGACCAUUAACGGUGAUCUUAUUUAUAUCGAUAGGGAUGAUAACAUUAAUAGACUAUAUAAAGAUAAUGAAACAAAGUCUACACUGAUAAAGAAAACAAAACCAUGGAAACCCCGCUGUGUCUAUAGCUCUCGGUCCAAUGGAGAUCUACUGGUCGGGAUGUGGAAAACUGAUACAGAUACCGGCAAGGUAACGCGGUAUAACGACAAAGGGCAAUGUAUACAGACAAUACAACAAAACAACACAGGGCAGGGACUGUAUAGACAUCCUUUCUUCAUUACAGAAAAUUGCAAUGGAGAUCUUAUUGUGUCUGACUGGAGCCGUGGUGCUGUAGUGGUGACAGAGCAUCGAGGAAGAUAUCGGAACUGCUAUACAGGACCCCCAUCAGGAACAGGUUUAUCCCCACGUGGGGUCUGUACAGACGCGCUGUCAAAUAUCUUGGUAUGCGAUGCUAUCACCUACACAGUACAAAUGAUUGACAAAGACGGUAACUUCUUGACCCUGAUACUGGAAGAAGAAACAAGGAUAGAUGGACCACGGGGCCUUACUUAUGAUGACGAAACUCACCUUUUAUGGGUUGGUUUAUGGCACAACACAGUGGUUAAAUUGAGAUAUAUAGAGAGGCAGGAUAAUCAAACAGGUAAAUGA